AUGGAAGCUCUCAUACCUGUUAUAAACAAAUUACAAGAUGUAUUUAAUACUGUCGGUGCUGAUGCCAUCCAAUUACCUCAAAUAAUAGUUUUAGGAACACAGAGUUCUGGUAAAAGUUCCGUGAUAGAAAGUCUUGUUGGGCGAUCAUUUUUACCCCGUGGGCCAGGUAUUGUUACUCGGCGCCCGCUUAUUCUACAAUUAGUGUACAGCCCUAAAGACAGUAAAGAUCAUCGUUCAGCUGAAGAAGGCACAGUGAACUUAGAAGAAUGGGGCAAAUUCCUCCACACGAAAGAGAAGAUAUACGACGACUUCGAUCAAAUUCGUCAGGAAAUAGAGCGAGAGACAGACCGCAUGGCUGGCAGCAACAAAGGCAUAUGUCCAGAGCCAAUUAAUUUAAAAAUAUACUCUACGAGAGUUGUAAAUCUAACAUUAGUCGAUCUUCCUGGUAUUACAAAGGUACCAAUAGGUGAUCAGCCAGAAGACAUUGAGAAUCAAAUUAGAAAUCUCAUUAUCAAACACAUAUCAAAUCCAAACUCAAUAAUCCUGGCAGUAACUGCUGCAAAUACCGACAUGGCUACCAGUGAAGCAAUAAAGAUGGCGAAAGAAGUGGACCCUGAUGGCCGAAGGACUUUGGCUGUAGUCACGAAACUAGAUCUUAUGGAUGCGGGAACUGAUGCUAUCGAUAUUCUGUGUGGACGUGUUAUCCCCGUGAAACUGGGCAUCAUUGGUGUCGUCAACCGAUCGCAGCAAGACAUCAUAGAUAAAAAGACUAUUUCGGAUUCACUUAAAGACGAAGCUACAUACCUUCAGCGGAAGUAUCCAACUAUAGCGACGCGGAACGGUACCCCGUACUUGGCAAAGACCCUAAACAGGUUGCUCAUGCACCAUAUAAGGGAUUGCUUGCCUGAACUUAAGGUGCGUGUUAAUGUCAUGAUAUCUCAAUUUCAAUCUUUGCUCAAUUCAUAUGGCGAUGAUGUUUCCGAUAAGUCUCAGACGCUUUUGCAAAUAAUUACGAAGUUCGCAAGUGCCUACUGUUCCACUAUAGAAGGCACUGCAAGAAAUAUUGAAACCACGGAACUGUGCGGUGGAGCAAGGAUUUGCUACAUAUUCCAUGAAACAUUUGGAAGGACUUUAGAUUCUAUUCAUCCAUUAGUGGGUCUCACUAGAAUGGACAUACUGACGGCUAUCCGUAAUGCGACGGGUCCAAGACCUGCGCUAUUUGUGCCCGAGGUUUCAUUUGAAUUACUAGUCAAAAGACAAAUCAGAAGAUUGGAAGAUCCAUCGCUACGGUGUGUCGAAUUGGUGCACGAGGAGAUGCAGCGCAUAGUGCAGCACUGCGGCACCGAGGUGCAGCAGGAGAUGCUGCGCUUCCCGCGCCUGCACCAGCGCAUCGUGGACGUCGUCACGCAGCUGCUGCGCACGCGCCUGCCCGCCACCAACUCCAUGGUGGAAAACUUGGUCGCAAUUGAACUCGCAUACAUCAACACGAAGCAUCCAGACUUCCAUAGAGAAGCAGCUUUGGUCUCCGGUCUUUUGAAAAGCACAGAUGGUCUCAUAGAAGACCAUAGCCCAGUUUACAGACAGAAGACUCCUCGGCCAACAUCCACGCCGGUAUCAGCAAUGUUCAAACAUGUGCCAGCAAUCACAGAUGGGCAAGAGAAUAAAUCACCACCUCAAAAUUCUAACGGUGAAUCUCCUUUCGGUCUACAGUUAAAUGGAACAGCAGAGAAUAAAGCGCUCACACCCCAGAAACCAGUCAAUUUACUACCUGAAGUGCCUAAUCAAACAUCCAGGAAGCUUUCUGAUCGUGAACAGCAUGACUGUGACGUUAUUGAGAGAUUGAUAAAAUCCUAUUUCUAUAUCGUGCGCAAGUCAAUUCAAGACUCCGUACCGAAGGCUGUAAUGCACUUCCUUGUGAACUAUGUGAAGGAUAACCUGCAGUCAGAACUUGUGACUCACCUGUACAAGUCGGACCAAGCGGAGAGUUUACUGAACGAGUCAGAACACAUUGCUCAGAGGAGAAAGGAAGCUGCCGAUAUGCUUAAGGCAUUACAACGCGCUGGUCAAAUCAUAAGCGAGAUAAGGGAAACACACAUGUGGUGA
This is a messenger RNA of Parnassius mnemosyne (clouded apollo), 2103 nucleotides long. Lineage: Eukaryota; Metazoa; Arthropoda; Insecta; Lepidoptera; Papilionidae. The record is from the annotation of a GenBank genome assembly.